GAAACGUCAUUCUUAUCAAUUGGCAAGGUUGCUCCACGGCCGAUUGGAGUGAUCAUGUAAAUUCCUUCCCAGUACAAAAUAGAACGUAAUUCCCCAACCCAGUUCCCUCCACACUCGCCAAAGUCUUCUAAAAAUUUAAUUAUACAAAUCAAAAAACCUAAGAAAAUGUCUAAGCUCUACAAAACCGUUAUCACUGCGUGCGACAGAUACGUUCCUAACAACUUACGUCCGCUAUGGAACCACGAAGCUGGACCAAAAACAGUCUUCUUUUGGGCCCCUUUCUUCAAAUGGGGCUUGGUGAUUGCUGGACUAGGGGACCUCACUCGGCCCGUGGAGACCCUUUCCGUCCCCCAAUCUGUAUCCCUGGCCGCCACCGGCAUCAUCUGGUCGCGGUACUCUCUCGUCAUCAUCCCUAAAAACUAUAGCUUAUUCUCUGUCAAUGUGUUUGUGGCCUGCACUAGUCUGUACCAACUCAGUAGGGCUGUGAGACACGCGCAAGAGCAGAAAAAACUUAAGGAAAACUAAUUUACUAAAAGUAAUCGAUUAGAGUUCUAGCAGCCAAUAAUCUCUCUGUAAUGUAAUAUUGAACAAUACCUAUGUAGCUUCAACUCCAACUGUACUGGGAAUGGAAAGGGGCAAAAAUUAUAUACCUAUUUUAUUUUUGUUAUCAAUAUUCCCUAGUAAUGUUAACGAACAUGUACAGUCACACUCCGCGAUUGUUAUGCCAUAGGGUUCUCGCUAAAUUGGACAUUCCAUAGCGUAAGUAUUGAACUACCAAUUUAGCUAGGACCCUAAAUGGCUCAACAAUCGCGGAGCGUGAUGGUACAUUCGAUACCGAAUUUUAAACUUCUGGGUAUAAAAACUGUUGAUACAGUAAAACCCAGCCAUAUUUUAUUUUUGUUACGUAACGUUAUACACGGGUAUUAAGGGGGUAGGUACGUAGGUAGGUCGCACCAUUCAGUCCUAAAUGUGGCCAAGUUUUCUCUUUAUAAUGUUGCUCAACCUGUGAUACAGCCGGUUCAAAUCGUUAACCACAAUGUCGAGAUUCUUUUGAUUCGACAUUCGUGUGACAUUAUGGGCUUCCGAUAAAGUUUCUAUCAUGCGGUCACGGGUGAUCCGUGGCGUGGGCCGUGACCUAAAUUAUAUACGUCUGUUAACUUCGAAGAUAUUACCUAGGUAAUAUUCGAAAUGAUCAUAUAUAUCCCAAUAAAGCCUAGUUUUUUCCCCUCUGGGUUGGAAGGUCAGAAGGCAGUCGCUUCCGUAAAAACUAGUGCCUACGUCAAUUCUUGGGAUUAGUUGUCAAGCGGAUCCCAGGCUCCCAUGGGCCGUGGCAAAAUGCCGGGAUAACGGGAGGAAGAAGAAGAUACAAACUAUCUUAAAUGUACUUUGCUUACUACAUACUUAUAUAUUUUUGUCGCAUGUAUCUGGAGACUUCAUAAAUACGUAGCAUUUCUUUCGCCUAAAACAUUAUUUUCAGAAUUGAAUGGUGCUUCUUUAUUUAGAUAGUGAAUCAAUCUCAGUGGGUUAUUAAUUAAGCUAUUUAUUUAUUUUUGUUAAGAAUGUAUACGCUCAAGUCAUUUUUCUUGAGGUGUUUAUUAGUAUUAGCUGUAACAAAUUGUCUACAAAAUUGAUAAAAAUUUGGUGACCUUAUUAGUUAUUAUAUAUUUAGGUGCUUUUGCCUAGUAAUAUACCCGACACAUUGUUAAAAGACUUGUUAUGAAUAAACAUAGUUUACAAAAUCAGGGUUUCACUAAAAAAACCUUUAAAAUAUUUGUUCUUAAAACAUACCUAUAGCGUACAUGGCAGUUAGAGUAGGUACCUAAACCAAAUUAUUCGUACUAUUAGUAGAUAUAAAAUAAAUACGUAGUUACCGAAAAAACAUGAGAUCUUGCUAAUCAGUAAUUACUAAUUACCUAUUGUGGAAUAGGUAACUUUUAUGUCAUAUCAUAUAUCUCUGUGAAAACGAACUAUAGUGUACUAACUAGAAUAGACCUUAAUGCCCUGUCAUAAGGUCUUCUUUGGUUGUCACAAUUUGUACUAAUCAUAAGAUCUCUUUUACUAUUUAAGAGAAUGAUUCAAUAAUUGUGAUCAUGUCUAUGUUGUUGUUUACAUUAUUUGAGACAGGUAUUCAACAUUAAAUUGUAGUGCUAUUGUAUUCUAGGGGUUGUUUGGACCUGUGAUAAAGAGUACAUAUGUAUGCUAUGUUAUACAUUCGAUAUACAAUGUUGAAAUACAUAUCAUUACUUGUGUAAUAUGUGGAUCAUUAAAUCAGUUUUGUAAAAUGUUGCGUAUUUUUGUAACGUCUUUACUGAAUAAUAUACCUAAUGUUUUGUUU
Messenger RNA from Cydia splendana, 2335 nucleotides. RefSeq names its product mitochondrial pyruvate carrier 2-like. The transcript has 3 exons. Gene Ontology annotation, cellular component: mitochondrial inner membrane. NCBI's taxonomy places the organism in Eukaryota, Metazoa, Arthropoda, Insecta, Lepidoptera, Tortricidae. The coding region runs from base 166 to 525 and encodes 119 amino acids. Gene Ontology annotation, molecular function: pyruvate transmembrane transporter activity. Gene Ontology annotation, biological process: pyruvate import into mitochondria. The record is from RefSeq and is a predicted model, not a curated record.